Messenger RNA from Aspergillus melleus, 417 nucleotides. RefSeq lists its product as uncharacterized. Lineage: Eukaryota; Fungi; Ascomycota; Eurotiomycetes; Eurotiales; Aspergillaceae. Gene Ontology annotation, molecular function: deaminase activity. The record is from RefSeq and is a predicted model, not a curated record. Gene Ontology annotation, cellular component: cytosol; mitochondrion. The transcript is spliced from 3 exons. Bases 1 to 417 code for a protein of 138 amino acids.
AUGUCCAAGGCAGCACGGAUUUCUAUCAGCACCGACAAGGCUCCCCAGCCUCCGCCUUUUCUCUCACAAGGAAUCGUGGUCGGCGACGUCGUCUACUGUUCGGGACAGGUGGGGGUGAAUCCGGCCACGGGGAAGAUGGUUGAGGGAUCAAUCCAAAACCGAACGAAACAAGUGCUCCAGAACCUGGGAGCCGUCCUUGAAGCCGGUGGAUCCAGUCUUCAGGAUGCGGUGAAAGUGAACAUUUUCCUGGCAGAUAUGGGAGAUUUUGGUGCGGUGAACGAGGUUUACAAUUCUUUCUUCGCUGAUCCUAAACCGGCACGUACGUGUGUGGCGGUCAAGACACUGCCUCUUGGAACGGAUGUCGAGAUUGAGUGUUCCGGUUUUGUCACUCGCCCUGGUCGGGCCUCUCGGCUGUAG